Messenger RNA from Anneissia japonica, 2943 nucleotides. Its product is annotated as tetratricopeptide repeat protein 4-like. Gene Ontology annotation, molecular function: protein binding. The record is from RefSeq and is a predicted model, not a curated record. The transcript has 9 exons. NCBI's taxonomy places the organism in Eukaryota, Metazoa, Echinodermata, Crinoidea, Comatulida, Comatulidae. The coding region runs from base 85 to 1173 and encodes 362 amino acids.
ACGUCAUUCUGACACGACGAUGACCUGAAACUGACCUACUUACACACAUUGCGAGCAAACAAGAAGUCGCAUGAGGCUGGGAGUAUGGCUACUGCAAAUCAAACAAAAGCUGCUAAACUUGCCCAAGAUCUAGAUGCUAAAAUUGAUGACUUUGUUGAUAGUUUACCAAAGAAAUUAUACACCGAUGGAUUGACUGAAGAAAAUUGGGAAGAGGAAAUCGAGAAGAUUCCAGCAUUUAUGACCAAAGGCUUUGAAGAUGGAGUGACAUCAACAGCAAUAGAAGCCUUACAGGCAUUGAAGUAUGAUGAGGGAACACCAGAAGAAAUUGCCCUUAGCUACAAGGAUGAUGGUAAUGAUUGCUUUAAAAAGAAGAAAUACAAGAUGGCUGCCAAGGCAUACAAAGAAGGUCUAAAGCAAGGUGCCAAGGAUGGUAAACUGAAUGCAAUCCUGUACACAAACAAAGCUGCUGCAGAAUAUCACUUGGGUAAUUAUCGUUCUUCCCUGAAGGAUGCCAUGGAGGCCCUCAAAAUAAGACCAGACCAUGUAAAAGCUUUGCUGCGCUGUAUUGAGUGCUCUUUGAAAUUGGAGUUGUACUCGUCUGCUAUACAGUGGUGUGAUCAAGGCUUAAAGGAGAAACCAACAGAUGUAAUGCUCCAGGAGUAUAGAUCCAAAGCAGAAAAGGCACAGAAAAUAUUUGAAAAGGAGAAAAGAAAGAGAAUAUUACAAGAGAAGAAAGAGAGGGCACAGAAACAGAAACUUCUACAAGCCUUGAAGGAAAGAAAUGUAAAUUUAGUACAUGGUAAUGAUGACAAUGAUGACGGUGAUUUGUCUGAAGAUGACAAAAUGUUUUCAAUGCUAGCAGAGGGCAACAACCCUGUUGUAUACCUAGAUGAGGAGGGCGCCCUCAUAUGGCCAGUCAGAUUUAUGUAUCCAGAGCAUGCUACUACAGAAUUAAUUGAGGCUUUUAAUGAAAAUACAAGUUUUGAGGAUCAUGAUACUCAAAGACUGUUGAAGGUGAAUCCACACAAGACACUGAGGAAUAUUUUAUCAGAUUCAAGGUUGCGGAUUCUGCUUGGAACUCCAGCUUUUAUAGUUUUGGUAGAUGGAUCAGAAUAUGAGAAGGUACUACUUCAAAAGCACAAUAACAGUAAAACAUGUGUAACAUAUGGAUGAAGCAAUUAAAGCUGUACAAUACAAACUAUUUAUAGCUUAUGAGAAAAUAGAGAAACUUAAAUCUUACAUAAUUGCUUGUGUUGUAAAUACUUUGAUCUUGACACAUGAAUCCAAGUAACUUUUUAAAGAAUGGAUGAUUCAAAAUUAUAUUUUCCAGAAUUAGCCAUUGUAUCAUAAUCGAAUAAUGUUAAACAUCAGUGGUGUAGUAAAAUGGUUACAGUAGUAAUAAUCAACAAAUUAAAAUCUAGUUAUUAAAAUCAUUCAAAUUUGUUGUAACAUCAGAACCUGGGUCCUGCCGUGUUCAUAAAGGCCUCAUUAGUCGCUUCGCUCUCUGGAAGCAUUGCUCUAAGACCAAAUAUAGAAAUACGAGUGGAGUUGAAAAGCUUAGUGGUUAAGAUGCUUGCCUCCUAAUACCAGGAUCGUGGGUUCAGUGUCUGUCACAGCAGGACUUUCUCACGACUAAAAACUACUCCACUCCCUAGGCCUUAGUAAGAGACUUGGUUUAUACAGCAAUGUUGCAUCUUGUAAGUUGUGAGUGUACUUGGAUGUGAAGGAAAUAAAAAGAAGAUUACUUGGCGCUGAUUUUUGUCACUGCACCCAGACCAGGGCCAUUUUGCAGUUCCUUGACUCCAGCUUGGACUCACUUCACUUCAGUCUGCAUUAGUGUCAUCACUCAAGCGAUGACACCAUCAGUGUCAACACCAUCAUUAUAUUUGUCAUCAUAAUCGUUUGUCACUGUCAUUGUAAACCAUCAACCAUUGUCAUCAUUACUGACUCAUAGCUGUUGGAAGCAUUUUGCAAAUGGUCUGGCCACUAAAGAGCAAUUAAGGGUUUAAUGAUUUCUUAGGGUAAAUAACCAAUGUCACAUGAUUCGAAAUCCACCAAUCAAAUACCAAGGAUCUAUCUAGGUGUGUUAUAAAAAUUGUUAAUAGACAUGCGAUUUCGAAUUCUAUUCACUGUGUAAAAGGAAUAGGGUAUAUUCAUUAAUGCAUUUCCAGUGUAAUGCAAGUAAAUUAUUUGGAGUUAGGCUGGACUCAUAAUUAACUGCACAAGAAUAAUAUUUUUUGUAUUAAACAAUAUUAAGUUAUUGUGAUGAAUAUCAUUUAUGACCAAAAUAAUAUGGAACACAAAAAACAGGAUUACAGUUCUUAAAACUAAUAUAUAAAAAUUGACAUAGAGCAUAAAUAUUUAUAUAUACAAAAUGUAUCUAUUAAAAAUAAUAUAAUGCGAACUGUAAUAUCAAACAUUUUGUUUAAAAACAGUGGACAAAUAUCUCACGCUUGAAAAUUAAAGUGUAAAAGCUAGAGAGCCUACCAGUAGGCCUAUAUCUUUUCUGUGAAUAGGCCUAUUAAUGUUUCCUCUAUUCAUACCAGUACGAAUAUGAUGCCCUUGAACCCAUCUGUUCCAUAGUCAGUGUGAAGUCUGGAUCCGUGCCAGUGACUCCAAUGGCGGACAGUUGCUGAAUUAACAUUAUUAAUUAAACGAUAUUAUACAAUUCUAUCAGAUAUAACACGAUGCGGUACAAAGUAUUAUUUAUUAAAUAUUAAAACCAAAUUAAGACUAUGGCUGUUCUGCCUUUGUUUUGUUAACUUAUCUACUACAGAGAUGCACACUACCAACCACUAAAAAAGCUGCUCUGCUCAUCGGACAGCUUGUUUCGUAAUUUAAUUACUGGUGUAAAGAUGUACUUUCCAGAAUGUAAAUGCACUGUCGGUCUAUGUUUCGAUUACAUUUUUAUUAAUAAAAACUAUAUACAUAGAGAUUCCUAUA